AUGUCGUUCUACUACGGGCGACAGCUGCAGCGAAGUGGGGAGAGCGAAGACGAAGAAGAUGAAGAGGAAGAGCGCUGCCACUGGCCGUUCUACCAUGUCGGGGCGCCGACCGCCGUGCUGGAACCCAGAGGCGAUCUUCUCAAGAAGAUGAGUCACUUGAUGGUCAACGUGGCGGAUCCAACCGAAGACCUCAACUCUUUUGGGGAGACAGCUGGGAUGCUGCCUGGUCUGCCAGGCCUCAGUGUCAACGGCGUCGGCUGCGUUUCGCUGCCACUGAGAGAAGAGAACGCAGCCCGGUUGAAGGCGGUGGGGGCUGUGGUGAAGGACAAUUUGUGGAUGUUGAAGCCUGCUCAAGUGGAGAUGAAGAACCACGAGUGGGGCCAAGGCAUCCACAGUUUAAGCAAGUUGUGCGCGGAGAAGUUGGGGUUUACUGGCGUGGCCCUCGUGCCGGUGUUGACGAUGCUACUGCUGUAUGGGAAGGGAGGGAGUCUGAGCAGACAGCAGGCUAAUGAUUCAACGGGGAGGUGUGUGGUGUCGGUGUACACCGGAGGAGACCUCAUUGUGAACGACCACUCUGGUGUGGAGGGCUUCCAGUAUGUUUUGGGGAAAGAAGAUGGCUCGGCGGAAUUCAAACCGCAAUUUGUGGUAUAUCCGACUGGUGCAUACGUUGCCGUUGAAGAAGUGACGAGUGGAUAUUCCUGCGAUGAGAAGGAGAUCGAGAUAAAUGGAGUGGAGUGUCUAACGGACUUGGAUCGUUCUCGUGUUCAGCUGCUGGUCGCUGCGAAUGAGCUUCUGCCUCCCCGGAAACAAUUGAAGUUUUAUGUUGUUCGCCUCUGUUAUCAGGGUGAGUUAUGGAGCAGUGAUGAUUCGGGUCCAUCUCGGGGAUAUAAGCGCUUUGCUGUGGUAGGAUGGCCAGUUUGCUCCGACAUCAAGAACAAGUUUUCCUGGAUAGGUGAAGUUUCUGCCGCGAAUGCGGUCUUGGCUGGUCAACCUGUUGAUCUUUCAGAUCUACAAGCUUUCCUUCAAUGUGAGAGCGAACAGCACACAGAGAAGACUACAAAUCCUCGCAGUUCAUAUGGAUCUGAAUACCCGUACGCUGUCGGAUACAGGUAUGCGUCGACUAACAGAAACCCUGAACUGUCUGCGGGGCGUCCCUUGUCUUUACAACUUUGUCAAGGCCUAUGUAGAGCCGUUGCCGAGUCAAACGAUGCCAGUCUUGUUGCCACGUUUUUCGGAACAUGUUUUCCUCGUCUGAAGGAAAAGCGGGAGCUGGUUUCAAAUACUGCCACUUUGGUGCGUGCUUUUGGGUGGGAAUCGGUCGGGGUGUGUAUUGAAAAAGCUGUCGAUCAACUCUCUUGUGAGGAGGCGAUGGGGUUUGCUUUGACAUUGCUAGAACUGCUGAAAGACAACUCUUCCACUCAAACAGCGCUCACGAUAUUUGUAAUCAAGAAGGCUAAAGAUAUAGCAACAAUCUGGAAACAUGCCGCUGCGUGUGGAAGGCCACAAGCGCUGCAUGACAUCGCAGAGAUUUUCCAGAAGAUGGAUGGUCAGCUGCUUCGACCUGUUGUAAGUGGGCUCUCCGAGCUGGUAAGCGGGGCUAGUCCGCAUGGACAACGGUUCAUUCUCGCAAUGAUCAUUGGCCGGCGUCGCGAAUGGCUGGCAGCUGAGAUUGCGGAUAUUCAAAAGCCGUUUACGUGCCAAGUUGUGGAUAGUAACUUUCCCAAUGCUGCGGAGCUCAUACAAUUUUUGAAAGGACCAAAUGCGUCGUCCCGAAGUCGCGUGGCUCUCCUCCAAGCCAAGAUAAAGCCAUGCCUCAGUAUGACCUCAGAAGGACGAGGGGUCCACGCGUUUGUUCGAAUCACGAAGACCAGUGGUAUGUUCGAUCCAAGACGAGGGAAACUACCAGAGUACAAUGCGGAGCAUUGUCAACUAAACCAGCUGAUGGCUUUAGUCGUGCCGGCCAUCAAACCCGCUACUGUCCUGAAUGCCAAGACAGACAUCACUACUGGCAGAGCAACACCUUUGGUCAGAAAACCCUCGGCUGAUUCCAGUGAAGUGACUAACAGUGCAUGUGGAGGCAAUAAGAGAACGAUUGCUCCCCGUUCUCGAGUGGAUGAUACCGUGUGCGUCGAUUCAAGUCAUAUCAACGUACAGAACUCUGGCCUUGAGGACGCUAUCGCUACGGCAAGUACAGGUCAAACAAGUAGCUCAAGCGUGCCCCACCACAGUAGCAGCAGUGACAGCAGUUUCAUCAUCCUGUAUCUACCCAUACCAAUUUCCCCGAAAGCGAGGAUCAUCCAGUCGAGCACCGCCGGCACUGUACAGGCUAGUGAUCGUGCCACCACUCGCUCAUCAACAAGUGCUGUCGCGCAAGUAAAGCAAAACGAGCCUGCUCUAGUUGGAAAUCCUGCCUCUGGAACCAAACAUGAAGAAACCGGUGGGAAAGUUGCUCAAGAAGGAUUCCGCAGUCCCAGAGGCGAUAACGCAGUUCGGAGUGGUCGCCUCUCAAACUUUGACAAGUCUCCCAGCAUUGGUGGUGGUGACCUCAGGAAUCCGGCUGUUGUUCUUCGCCCGACGACACGUGCAGAGUUGCCAGCAGAACAUCCUGAUACCAACGCUGAAAACCGCCACAAUAAUGCCUCAACGCUGAGUGCCCGCUUCCGAGGGCUAACAACAAUCGGCAAGAAGAGGCUGCGAGAAGAUGACCCGACAGCAGCUACCGGCUAA
This is a messenger RNA of Phytophthora sojae, 2727 nucleotides long. RefSeq lists its product as hypothetical. NCBI's taxonomy places the organism in Eukaryota, Oomycota, Peronosporomycetes, Peronosporales, Peronosporaceae. The coding region runs from base 1 to 2727 and encodes 908 amino acids. The transcript is spliced from 7 exons. The record is from RefSeq and is a predicted model, not a curated record.